Alternaria atra is the source of this 2328-nucleotide messenger RNA. RefSeq lists its product as uncharacterized. The record is from RefSeq and is a predicted model, not a curated record. The transcript is spliced from 3 exons. The coding region runs from base 1 to 2328 and encodes 775 amino acids. NCBI's taxonomy places the organism in Eukaryota, Fungi, Ascomycota, Dothideomycetes, Pleosporales, Pleosporaceae.
AUGGGGCACGUGUACCGCACACCCUCUCCGACCAGGGAACCUUACAUCAGUUCCAGUAAUGUCAAUUCGCCGCAGGCUGCGCCUGGAGCCCAUACGCAUCGUUCAAUCGUGCAUACAAGCUACCAGCGGAGCAUCGAGAAUCAAGCUUCUGGUAUCAUCGCAGACGACAGCUACAAGCAAAGGCAGCAACACAUGGCAAGUAUGUCACACCUCCAGAACGGGGUUGGUGCUGAGAGCGACUCUACCGAACAAAAGCCGUGUAGCAAUAUCGAUACCAUCAACGAUGAGCAAAGCAUAGGUGUAGCGCUUCCCGAGGAGCCGUGUACCCCUAAGAAAAAGCGCAUACCAAUUCUUUGGCAUGGUCUACCCUCGCCGGAAACUGCUAGUUUCGGUCAUGAUAUGCAGAGUACUCCUUCGGCGGGCUCAGCACAAGAAGAGCUGGUCUGGCAAACUUCUCUUCAGAGAACCAAAGGCGCUGCCAAGACCGCGUUAGAGAGAUCGGAGGACUCUGGUGAUUCACUCCCGCUUCUGAGGCAGCUUCGCACCGAUACACGUACCGAUGAUGUUGACGAUGGCAAGUUUGCGAUCCCGCAGACACCUGAGAAUGCUAUACAGAAUGAUGCGAUACUUGCUCGCGAGCUUGAGGCAUCACUCAAUCCAACAACGACUCGCCGUAGCACCAGACUGCGCACACAGCCGAAACCAACAUCUGCCCUCAACCAAGAUGUCAAUCAGGCACCGACCGCAGCCCCGAAGACUGCUUGGAAGUUACCACCUCUACCGGCGACACCUGAUUACGAUGCGCAGCCUGAGUUCAGUAUUGUACCUAUCAAGGCCGACCUGGUUCCUUUCGAGGGACUACCGACCGUUCACUCACUAUCUUGGCAACUGCAAUAUCCGCCAGGAGGCAGCGCACACCCAUCAUAUCCAUAUCCGGCCAUGGAUCCACGUCUCCUUUUCCAUCAAGCGUUCGUACCUAUCAUCGGUGGCCUUCCGGACUUUAAGCUGGUUCCUCAGCUCGUGCUUCCGAUGGGUUGGAAGCACGUUUCAUGGUCUGGCCUACUACCGAUCGCCUUCGAUCCAUACCGUCAAGCCUUCAAGCUGACACCUGUUGGUCCAAUGCCGCUUACAUGCGAGGAGCUUCAUCAGCAAGGAUUGCAUAAAUAUGUACCGGGUGGCGAGUUGCAUCCAGAGUACGGAUUGCUCCCUGACAUGCUCAAGCUGAGCGAUGGAAGUGAUGCCGAGAUUUUCGACUUUGAUGGUGUUGAUUGGACCCUGCCAUGGGAGGGACAGAUGGAUUUCCACGCACCUUCCCCUGAAGCCUUGAUCAAGCGCGAAGGCGGAGUGUGCUCCUCACCGCUAAGCCCAUCGGAUUUCACGCCAUCAAUUCCAGCUCACUACAAUGAAGCCUGGGACUGUCCCGAUGGUAUGAUCGACUUACCCGAUGCAUGGCGAUGGCUGUCGGAACACGAGACUAAGCCUACCGCGGGGUUUGUUGCCUCGCCCGGCAAGGUCUGGAGAGGGACCGGCAUCCACCGCAUAACACGCCGCUUCAAACAACCGAUCGGGAGCCUGAUGUCGACCACCAUCGCCAAUCUUGUCUCCAAUCCCACAGAAUUCUACCUUGUAAACCAGGAUAGCCGGGAGUUCUGUAUCUUCAAGAGUAUCGCAACACCAGUUCACAUCGACAUCACUCUUCUUGGGGAUGUGGAAUUCACCAUGAAAGAGUUGCUUUGUUACUUUCCGAACCACUACUACUGGAGGAAGGCUGCCGAUCGAAUCGUCAAGGCGGGUACGACUGGGGGAGACGUAGCGAACAUGAUUAAUUUCACCAGAAACCUUGAGGGUGAGUCAGCAAGGAAAUCGGGCGGUAUUACCGGUAAUCUGCUGUAUGAGACAUCAGAAGAUGGCGUGCGCGCAAAGAUUGUGCGCUCUAGUGAUGAGAAAUUAGGAUACACGGCUCAGGGUUGGGCUUACGAUCUCUGGGAGCUAGCCAACUAUCCACUUCUCGCUCUUGCGCAUGGAUUGGUGGCAUUGCCUGCUGGUGAAGACGCAGGACCGUUGACGGAGAUGAUCAUCUGGUGUCGUGAUCAGGGAAAGCAUCGUACGAUGCUAUCUGAAGUGUCAGCACUGUUGGAAGGAGCGGGUAUUGAGAGGAAGAUACAGCAGCCUGAGACUGGAUGUCCAGAUCAAACAGUCUUCUUGCGUCAUUCCGAAGCAUUGAAAGAGGACCGGAAGAGGGUGCUUGCGAAUGAGAAGCUAUUGAAGAGAAAGAGGGAGCUUGAGGGCAGAGAGGAGUCCAGAGGAAGAAAGAAGAAGGCAGAGUAG